This is a messenger RNA of Chironomus riparius, 1840 nucleotides long. NCBI's taxonomy places the organism in Eukaryota, Metazoa, Arthropoda, Insecta, Diptera, Chironomidae. The record is from the annotation of a GenBank genome assembly.
CUAAAUCUCGUAGUCAUAAGUGAACGACUUCCUAGUAAAAAAGGACAAAAAUUCCAAUUUUCUCAUCAUUUUGCUCUAAAUUCCAUAUACUUCACAAGAACCAAUCCUUAAAACCUUGAUUUAAAUACCCAUUUUAGCCAGCCGAAACCAAAGAGUUGGUGUUGGCUUGUGACUACUGUCGUGAGGCUGAGAUUGUACAACAUCUCAAAAUAAUGUCUCAAUAUCCAAUUAAAAACUACCGAUGACAGCAAAAUAGUACGACAAUCGAGUAAAAAUUUAUAAGAGCCCAAUAUAGAGCUCAUGGAACAAAUGACUUUGAGUAAUGUCUCAGUUCGAACGGCAUCUAGUCAACCCGGGCAAGCCAUAAAACUCGAAUGUGCACAUCUUUUUUGCUGAAUUUUACUUUUAUUAAUUUUUUUUGUAAAUUAUUAAUUUUUUUUGUUUUAUUUACAAUUUUUCAGUAUACAUGCUUCCUAUAUAUAUUUAACUAAAAUCUUAAUUUUCAACCUGAUCGACUGUCAUUAUCAAUCAACCACUUUGGUUCAUUUUGACGAUUCACUACUAAGUUCUUCGGUGCAACAGAUAUCUCAUCACUGUCAGAUUCCUCACUACUCGCGUCAGUAACAUGCACAAGUUGACAUCCAUCUUUAUGAUCACUUCCCAGCACAUCAUGUUUGCCCAUCAGUUUCAUAAGAAAAACAUGAACUUUUGCACCGAUUGAUAAGUUUCUGUGGCAAAUGUAAACACUUUUUCUCUUUGGAAAAUGUCGAGAAUCACUGAAGCUAAUGAGCAGUAUUGAGGUCACUAGUAUGCUUAAGAUGAUCUUCAUAAUUAUAACUUAAACUUGAAAUAUUCUAAAAAAAAUCUCAAAAAAAAACAGCUUGAAAACAAUUCACUGCCUUACUCUAUUGUGAGAUUUAUUAUUUGAGAUGCACAAUUUAUUUUUAAAAAUAUUUUUUUAUUCUCUUAUUUUUUUUCUUAUCAGCAAAAUGUUGUUUGUUGUUUUUACAAUAUGUCAAGAAUUGUGUGUCUCGUCAACAAUUGCUCUCAGUGUCUCAUUGAAGUUAAUUACAAGCUACAAAUUUUUUAGAACUAGUAAUUUUUUGCACAAUAAAACUUAUUUUUAUGUUGCUGAAUUAAAUAUUUUCGGAUGUAGUGAAUUUAUUAACGGGGGUUUGUUUAUGGAUGACGUCAAGUACAACAUUCCCAGUUCCAUCAUGAUAUCAUCAAGUCUGUUUGACAUUUUACGUGCCAUAAUUUCACAGCUUCCCAUAGCUUCUAAGUUGGCAAUCGAUUCUUGGUAGACAACUGCACCAACCUGCAACAACCUGCACCAACCUGCACCUACAAUUACCCUAGUGUUUACCUGUCAACUCAUUGAGCUUUUCUUACCAAACAGCCAGACAGACAAACAACCAGACAGACACAGAGAUAAACAAGCAACAAACAACUCCUAUCAACUCAAAAAAGUACACAUAAAGAGACGCCAAGCAAGAGAACACGCAGUAGGACGCCCAAAUUAGUUUACUUUUUAUGUCCAUAUCAAAUUUUUAUAUAUUUCUUCUUACAUUCUCAAUAUACAAAGCAGAAAUGUAAAGUGACAAAGAUGACUAUUAAGAUUGUAGAAUAUACCUUCACCCUAGUCAUAUAGACAUUGUUGCCAAUAAAUAUAAUUUUUUUCAAAACUUUUAAUUUCUCUCAAAUAAUUUUUUAGGGUGACUCUUAUUAUUUCUAUUAUGACAUUUUCUUAUGAUAAGGGGACGAAUGAAUGAAUGAAAUGAAAUGAAAUGGAAAUGACAAAAGACGAAAACCCAAAAGGUGGUUGCGUACUGUCUUUUAA